This is a messenger RNA of Armigeres subalbatus, 810 nucleotides long. Its product is annotated as probable proteasome subunit beta type-2. Gene Ontology annotation, cellular component: proteasome core complex, beta-subunit complex; nucleus; cytosol. Gene Ontology annotation, biological process: proteasomal protein catabolic process. The transcript has 3 exons. NCBI's taxonomy places the organism in Eukaryota, Metazoa, Arthropoda, Insecta, Diptera, Culicidae. Bases 112 to 732 code for a protein of 206 amino acids. The record is from RefSeq and is a predicted model, not a curated record.
UCAAAAUCGUCAACAAUCACUCAAAGGCAGAAAAUUUUGUUUGUCAUUCGUUGCUGCGGCUUAAAGGUUCGAUUGUUUCUCGGCAAGUUUGUUGUAAUUCAUCGCGUAAAAAUGGAAACUCUAAUCGGAAUUCGUGGUCCCGACUUUGUCAUGCUAGCAGCAGACUGCACACAUGCCCAUUCCAUUAUGGUUCUCAAAGAUGAUGAAAGUAAAAUCUACAAGAUUUCUGAUAAUCUGAUGAUGGCAACGAUUGGAGAGGCGGGUGACCGAGUGCAGUUUACGGAGUACAUCAGCAAAAAUAUUCUGCUUUAUAAAAUGCGCAACGGAUACGAGCUGGGCCCGAAAUCGGCCGCUCAUUUUACACGGAAGAAUUUGGCCGACUAUCUGCGAUCUCGCACACCGUAUCAGGUCAAUGUUCUGGUAGGAGGAUAUGACGCUGCGGAUGGCGCACAGUUGCACUACAUCGACUACUUGGCAAACUCACUGCCGGUGAAGUACGCUGCUCACGGUUACGGUGGACUGUUUGUGUCCAGUAUUCUUGACAGGUACCACCACAGCAAGAUCUCGCAGGAUGAAGCGUACGAAAUCAUGAAGAAGGGCGUUACAGAAAUUCAAAAGCGAUUGAUCAUCAACUUACCCAACUUUAAAGUUUCCGUCAUCGACAAGAACGGGAUCAAGGAACUGAAGGAUAUCACUGCCGACAGCUUGAAGGCGGAAACCGUUGCGGCUUGAAUCUUUUGUUUUUGGUGAUGGUAAGAGUAAGCUGUUUGAACCCAAUUGAGUAUUGGGUGUAGAACAAUAAAUUUCAAU